Akanthomyces muscarius is the source of this 2091-nucleotide messenger RNA. RefSeq lists its product as uncharacterized. Lineage: Eukaryota; Fungi; Ascomycota; Sordariomycetes; Hypocreales; Cordycipitaceae. The record is from RefSeq and is a predicted model, not a curated record. The coding region runs from base 1 to 2091 and encodes 696 amino acids. The transcript has a single exon.
AUGGUCCUGCCUGAGAAGCUUCUCGGCAUCGGCAUCGGCCUUGGCAGCUUGCUGUCGCCGGUCGAUGCCGCCGCAGCCUCGCACAGGGUCUUGAAGCUGCGUGACCUCGGUGGUCUCGCCGGCUCUUCGACGACUGACCUCGUUCGCUUCAGCGGUACUCUCAAAGUAGCUCGCGGCAUCGUGGAGGAGCACAAGCGCUCCGACAUUAUCGAAGUUCCCACUAGCGGACUAGUCUCCAUCCUCGACCGCAUCAAGGCUCUUGAGAAGGAGGUGCAGGACCUGCUCGAUGGUAAAAAGGUGAACAAGGACAGCAAGGCCAUCGAGCCCUCGGCGUCUGAUUCUGCCUCGGUUGGCUCUGCCUCCUCUUCGCCCGAUGCUUCCUCCUCUGCCGGUCCAUUGUCCGGCGGUAGCAACUCGGACUCUUCCGCCAAAGACCCUUCGACGGGUUCUGGUUCAACUGGCUCAGGCUCAACUCAGUCCGGCUCGACCUCGUCAGGAAGCUCUCCAUCCGCGACCGCUUCGGAUACUGGAUCGUCCGCUGGAAGUAGUAACGGCGAAGAUGACUGCGCCCCCGAGCAUCUUCUUUACCGCCUGGGAGGCGGCUCUCUGCAGCGCCGCUCCAUGACUGUAAGUGAUCAUCCCCUGUUCCGCCGAAGCACUAACUGCACCCUAGACUCGGUCUCUGGUGGCAAGAAGGAAAAGCAGCUCCCCAGUGGCGCUGCUGUGUUCAAGGAGGGCUCUGUUUCCGUCGGCACGGACAGCGCUUCUCCCACCAGUGCUGCUGGCGGCACUGAGAGUAUCGGCGGCACCACGGACUCGUCGAGUGCGGCCAAUUCCGCUGCAGAAAAGGCCGUCGCUCUAGAAUCGCAGUUUGCUACUCCAAGCUCGGCAAGUGCCGAUGAAGGCGCUGUGAAGCUGGACGGCCACACUCUCAGUGUUACCUCUCUUCCCGCUGCCACCACCGCCGGUCUGGGAUCGAAAGUCAAGGGCAGCCCAUCAGAGAGCGACGACGAAACGACGACUACCACGACAAUGACUUCGACAAGCUAUUCGACUAUUACUGUUCAUGUUCGCCCCACCGCCACGAAGGCUGGAUCCAAUGGCAAGUUCCUCAACAACACUGCCAUUCCUGAACGGGUUACUUCUGCUGGACAUCUUCUCCAGAAUGGUACUGCCAUUCCAACUGGACCAGGGACCACGUCUCUCUCGGCUGCACUUGCAGGGCAGGGCGGUUUGGUCCAAGAUGAUGAUACCUCCAGGUCUCUCCCUGGCGCACCCAUUUUCCAGAAGAACGCGACUGCCCCGACCUCUUCUGAGUCUUCUUCUGGUAGCAGUGAGUCGAGCUCUAUGAGCUCAUCAAGCUCCGCCAGCUCAUCGAGCACUACUCGCUCAUCCAACACUACCGUGUCGUCGAGCUCGUCUAGCACCACCAACCAGUCAAGCUCCAGCUCGACCGCACAAGUCAAGACCAUUACUCCGACCGCGACCAGAAUUUCGCUCAGUGACCCUGAUAGCAUCACGAUUCUGCCUCAGAAUCAGAAGAACAUUACCUUUCCCUCUGCAACCAGCAGCACUCCGAGCUCUGCGAUAAGCAGCACCGCCAGCUCCGCUACUAGCAGCAGCACCGUCACUUCAUCCAGUGCAAAGUCCGCCACUUCUGCUAGCAGCCAGCCUCUCCUCGAAAAGAAUAUCACGGCGCCUACCUCCCAGACCAUGACCUCAUCCCCAUUCACGACAGCCCUUUCUACCGACAAGCAGAGCUCGUCUGCCCCGCAAAGCAUGUCCAGCAGUGCUGCGGCUCUCGGAGAAAAGGUGGCCGUCUCGGAACCCUCCAAGCGCACCUCGACUACCACGUCUACGGUGUCCAUCACCGUCCCCGCAGCUGGCGGCGACACAGCAAUCUCGACAACCAGCAGCACCGGUGGUGUCUCUGGCGGCGCGGCAACGGAGCCAGAGGCCACCACCGCCACCACAUCUGCUCUUGUAUCCCGCCCAGCCUUUUUCAACGGCACGCUUGACAAGCGCCAGAGUGGUUUCCGGACGGUGCGCACCCUGCGAGGCAGGACCGCAGUUGCAGAUGAACAGUGUUAG